AUGUUCUCUGUUCAUCAGGACGGGGGCAAUGCUGUUCGCUGUGGCCGUUUCGGAACGAUCCAGUGUGCUUCUGAUGACGGCGCGGUUUGCAAGAAUGUCUCCAGAGGCAAGGUCGCUCCUGCAAUUUCUCUGGUGGCGUUUGUUCCCACAUCCCUUAAUUUAACGCAUCCUCCAGUGUUGUCGAAUUGGCCAGGUUCCUUGGCCGCCUGGGAAGCAAUGGGUGGCAUCACGGCCGCCCACCCCAUCACACGGGCUUGCGGUGCAAUCCGAUCGGCAAAUGGCGCAGACGCUUGCGAGCAUCUCUCUUGUGGCAACUUCAACACCAAGCUGAUGGGCUGUUUCAGGGACGAGGGGAUGAGCGUUCCAGGCAUUCCAGGCCUGGGCUUUGCCUCGGCAUUUGCUGGAGGCUCUGUUGAUGUUCAGAAUGUUCCUGAGCCCAACAAGCCAGUGACCAACUGCGCGCUGCACUGCGCCGGCAAAAGGUACAUGGCAGUUCAAAGUGGAAGCCUCUGCUUCUGUGGGGACACAUUCCUUGCUUACGAAAGAGUUCCCAGCAGCGAGUGCAAUGAGCCCUGUGAAGAGCCUCUGUAUCCCAACGGCUGCGGUGGAAAUCAAGGCAACUCUGUCUACAGGCUGACGGGUGACCCGGCGAUCUUCGCCGCAGAAAACGAGACAUGCCCAGCAGACUUCGUGCCACUCCAGGACUUCGAGCAGUGCAUGAGCGGUUUGUUCGUUGAGGGGUCCCAGUACCAAGGAACGUGGCAGGAGCCCGCAUGCGAGGCUGGUUGGCCAGGGCCAGGGUGCUUCGAACUGGGUGGGCUGCUGUACUACAGCAACUGCCCGAGUGGACCUGCCUCAAGACCCCUGCACCGUGGAGUAUGCUACAAAGCUUCUGAUCAUGGGGUGGCAGCCUCCAGCCUGCACGGCCGACCUACUCUGAUCCCCUGGUCCGACGUGGAGCUCGGCUCUCCUGUCUAUUCGGACAUAGAGAGUAGGAAUCACACCUUUGCCAGCUUCGGAAGUGGUUACCCUUCAAGCUGCUUCUAUGUGAGGGCCUCGAACAACAAGACGUUGCCGGCAAGUGAGGUUUUCCUGACCCUGAACACGAGCUACCGCUCCACGGUGUACCUUGACUUCUUUAUGCGAACGAAUUUGGAGUGGGGCUUUCAAGAUUGGCCAGACAGGGCCGAGUGGCAGCUGUCCCCAUCGAGAGUUGGGAUCUCGGCUUACGUUCCGGGACUGGUGGGGCCAGGUGCCGUUUACCAGAGAACCUUUGAACCGGGCUCGAUUGAACUUUAUGGUGCAGCCGCAUCUACUGGCAACUACUUGGUCACGAUCUGCAGGGAAGAGAACUUCUUUGAGUUCGAUGUCCUCACGGGCUUAGGGGUAUGGAAAGGAUUUCACCUUUUCAGCUUGGACAUCGCAAAGGGGGACCUCCGCUUGCAACCUGAUGAGAACAUUGCCACCGUGCUGGACUCCUCAGGCACCCGCCAGAGUUUGGCGUUGGAGCUCACCCUUUUCGCACACUACGAGUGGAUGCCUCUAGGACGUGGACCCGUGCUUGCCUACACCUUGCCAAUCGAGGUGCGAGACAACACCUGCUGGUUGCAGCAGCAUGGGCUGAAGUUUGGAGCUCGAAGCGUACUUGCACCAAGCUCGGACAUGGCAGUGUGCAAAGCCAAAUGUCGCUCCAGACCACAAUGCUCUCAUAUUGCCGUGCAAAGUGGGACGUGUUAUGAAUACUCCCAGCUUUGUGACGAACAUGGUGGCUGUGCGUACAGCGGGGUGUCCGCACAAAUGCGCUUCCCAUCUUGCGGCGAGAGGAGCAUUUGCUUGGAUGUUCAGGUUGGUGGCUAUCACUAUCUGUCAGGUGAAUACUGUCCAAAUGGCGAGAAUGCGAAGUCAGGGGGCUUGGUGUAUCGCAAGUCCGGACCAACGGAGCAGGAUUCUUUCUGGUUACAGAGAGACGGCCAAGAAGGCUGCGAGUGGGUCCUAAAAGAGCUGAGCGUUUUUGAUCAGAAGGACGAUGCAGCCUCUUACGUGGAGCUUCACGGACGGCAGGCCGCUUGCUUUCGAACUCCAUCGCCUUCGUCCGCAUACGACUCAAUCGGUUCCUUCGACCUUGUGCAUGCCGCCUUCACAGCCAGCCCAGUGAGUGGCCAGAUGGACAUCAGUAGCGGCGACAGCUCCACCUACACUGUCGGGCUCUCUGUCUCUUCAUGCGGGCCUCCGAAUCUCACGCUGUCUGAUGCAGAGGCGCAGGAUGCCGCUGCAGAUGGGACCGAGGGCACGCAAGUGCCACCAAUUGUGCCGGACGACCCUUCCACUGCCCUUCCAGACGACCACUGGCUUCACCCCUGCGAGUGUGUGCCUGCCACCUGGGACAAGGAAGCUCCUGUUUCUGCUGAGGCUAGGGCCUUGAUCCCCCCCGGCAGCGGCAACACGUUUUACCCGGGGCCUAUCAGGAUUGUCACGGGAUCCUUCGUUUGUGGCCUGCAUUCUUUGGUCAACGUUCUCAUCGAAGAUGACCUGGAGACCUUGGACACGGAGUCUUGUGAGCAGAAGUGCUCAGAAGAUCCGAGGUGCCGCUUCUUUUUCACCGGGCAGGUGGUGGGCAAGGGCCAGUGCAGGCUGUACAGCAGUUGCGACACGCUCUUUCGAGAGCUGGGCCUGGAUGGCAGUCUUUUCGGCUGGCCUGCAGGUCCGGUGUGUGCCCUAAGCAAUGCACAGCUCUGCUGGCAAAGCACCAAGCGCCGUCAGCACCUGGGUGCCUUCUACACCGACACUCCCGACGCAGCCGACACAGUGUCCGCGCACCCCAAGUGCCUCUACGAGGACCUCUACGAGCAGUGCGACCAAAAGCUGAUGCUCGGGGGCACAGACCUGCAAGCUUGCUCCAUUUGCUCGUAUGUCCUCCUCUCCGAGAACAAGCCGCUUUGCAAAGCCAUCUUGUACGAGUCUGGCGAUUUUGCGUCUUUUUCAGGAAAGAGCCUGACAGUGCCCGAGGAUACGGCUGUGGACCUGAAAGCCGAAAUUCAUAGGGACACGUUCUUGGGUGGCAACUCUGGGGUUGGUUUCAGCUUCUUCCUCUCCAUGAAGGUCUUGGGGAGUGGGUGCCAAGCAAAUGUCACCCGAGAAGACGACACAGCCAGUGGCACCAUUGUCUCGGUUGAUACCUACGCGGAAGGCGACUAUGGGCCAACCGAGUUGGAGCUUUGGCGUUUGGCGGAUCCUAACGGCGGUCAUGGCCGUCCCUUUGCGGUGCAUGUUUUUGCGGUGACGACCACUACCACCACCGCCUUGCCACCGCUGGCUCAGAACUUAGCCUUGGGCAGUGAGGUCACCGUCUGGGCAUCUUCCCAGAAGUUCCCAAACUUUCCACCUGAGAGAGUCAUCGACAGCAUAGCAAAUCAGGGAUGGUAUCCGGCUCCACCCUCCAGCUUGGAUGGAAGUGAAGGAGCGGAGUGGAUCGCAAUGGACCUGGGAGCGACGUAUGUUCUGUCAAGGGCAACGAUCCACCGCUUCCGUCAGCACAGGGGUCAGUUCACAAUCCAAAGCAGCCAAGAUCGAAGCAGUUGGGUGGAUAUGGGCUACUGGAGUGGUGACGAAGUGGACGUGGUCAACAUCUCUCUUCACGGGCAGGCGCAAUACCUACGGCUGAUUUGUGAGCCCGUGGUCAACGAAACCAAUGCCUGCUAUAUUGGGGAGUGGAAGGUCUACGGCACCAGGCCCAAAAGGCCGCUGCCCACGGCCUUCCGCCACGGGGCGGCGCUCCGCCUGAGGUGUUGGGGCGAGCGUUUCGCCUCGGUGGCCUCGGCAACCACCUCGGAGCUGAGCUGCAUCGCCGGGCGCUGGGCCAACAGCGUGGGGACGACGGGCCCGAAUCUGGAAUGCCAGGCCUGCACAGGGUCCUAUCAGAUUCUAACCUUUCCGACAUAUAUGGCAAGGCCAAGCCCCCAUUCCCUUGAUGCUUGUUCGGGUGGAUUUAUUACUCCGCUGCGCAGGCUAUGUUAA
Symbiodinium natans is the source of this 4014-nucleotide messenger RNA. Lineage: Eukaryota; Dinophyceae; Suessiales; Symbiodiniaceae. The record is from the annotation of a GenBank genome assembly.